Hydractinia symbiolongicarpus is the source of this 2774-nucleotide messenger RNA. RefSeq lists its product as uncharacterized. Lineage: Eukaryota; Metazoa; Cnidaria; Hydrozoa; Anthoathecata; Hydractiniidae. The transcript has 5 exons. The record is from RefSeq and is a predicted model, not a curated record. Gene Ontology annotation, molecular function: DNA binding. Bases 77 to 1438 code for a protein of 453 amino acids.
UGCUUAUAUAUUUAUAAUAGUAUAUAGUAUAAAUGCACAAACAUAUAACAACAUUGUGUCAGCUUGGUAUUGCAUAAUGCGACGAGAAUGUAUAAAAUGUCAUCGAAGAGUUGCCAUUGCAAGAAAGGUGUGUGACUGUGGCCAUAUUUUCAAAGAGAGGAAAAAACAUGGCUUUAAAGAAAUGCCAAUUGUUAUAAAACCAGACAGACUUCGCCACAUGGCUCCUUCCAGACGUCAUAGCAACGAAAAUGAGACUACAGAAAACAAGAAGCAACAAGGAUGGAUUUCAGAUAGUCACACUAACAGGAGGGUCAAUACACUUGAAAAUAUUGCAAGAAAAAUUAUAGUUGAUUCAGAAUCAUCAGGCAAAAAUAGUGAAAAACUAUACCCCAGACGUGAAAAAACUACAAAACAUGAAAGUUUGAAUAUAGCUUCUAUGAUAAAAAAGUAUAUACCUGACCAGGAACAGUUAUUGAAAACAAAAGAUGGCAAAUCACUUGCUAAACUGGAACAAGAAUGUCCAAUACAAGAUAAAGAAACAACGGACAGAAGACUUGAAAAAAGUCAGAAAAUGGAGAUAGCCAAAAUUGAAAACACAACCGACAAACAGUUUGCCUGCCUCUUAGCGGAAACAAGCCCUGCGUACUUAUUACCAGAGGGUAAAGAGACUGUUCUCACUGAAGACAUUAACGCAGUUAUUGAUGUUGUUGUUGUCAAUUCCGAUGCGAAGAACAAUGUUGUUAUUCAAGAUGGAAAAGAUGAUGAAUUUUUUCGCAGACCUAGAAUUCGAAGAAUAACACAUGAAGAGAGCAUUAAUAAAGAUGCAGACAAUGUCCCAUUGAUCCAGUUAAACAAAGCUAAAUCACCCAAGCCAACAGGGCGUAGACCUGUGGGGCGUCCACGCAAACAUCCUAUCAAAGAAAACCUACCCAAAAGACCUGUUGGCAGACCAAGAAAACAUCCUCUUGAAUUAAAAGGUCACAGUGAAAAUGCUGCAGAUGACUUCCCUACUAUGGUGUCAAUUAAAGGAAAUGAAGGAAUGCUACCAGUGGACACAAUUCACCAGCCUCGCAAGAGAGGUCGUCCAAAGGGAGCAAAAGAUUCGAAACCGCGCAGAAUAAGACAAGGUUUUAAUGAAAGAAAUGUAUAUAACAAUAAUUUAAAAGAUGCUGAACAUGGCGAAUCAUUGGACACGCAUCCUUAUAUGGACCGAAAAACUGGGCGUUGUUUUCUAUCACCGCCUUCUUUAAUGGCUACCGCCAAAAGAGAGAGGAUACGAAAUGAAAUGCUCGAGACAGUAGAAACGGAAAGGUUAAAGAAAAGGUUAGAUCGAACUCCAGCCUUUACUAUCCCGGAAGACAAGAAAGAACUGUUUUCGUUAAUUUUGGACGAAAUCAAUCGUCGGAUUGCUGCACAGUCUUUCAGAAUUAAAAGUUGAAGGCUAAAAAUAUUUCUUUCAAGAAUACUUUUUUAUGUUUACUUUAUUGAAUGCAGUUUUGUUGAAAAAGGUUAUGGUCAAGUUAAGUGGAUGGCGGGGCAACAUUUUAUCUUGUUUAUUUUAAUUGGUUUUCUUUAUUUUAGAGCGUGGAUUAUUGUGUUAUGUAUAUGGGAAUUUAAACAUUUUCUCAUAUAUUAAUCCUUCCAAACUCUUCCCCUUGUUCGCUUAAAUUCGCAAUUAGCAUACCCCCUUAACAUUUUUUAUGUAUGUAUAUUCGAAACCUCGUGCCUUCAUUUCCCUCGAUAAUAAUAGCCGCAUGUUGUGUGUUUAAAAUGGCUGCUUCAGCUUCAUUUCGGGUCCCCCGUAGAGCAGAGGUCCCGUGGGUUUUUUACGGGCUAACGGCUUGUCUAUACAUGUACAAUUCUUUCUGACACGCUAAAUGGUAAAAAAAGUAGCAUGAUGCACGCAAUGCUGUAAAAAAAGGACGGGCGCACCCGCGGAUUUCCUUGGACCACCGAUUAGUUUUAAUAAAAUGAAUUAGGUAUUGAUUAUAUACAAGGGACACGCCUAGUUAUCACAAAUCUGCUACCUAUGUUGAAUAUAUCUUCUAAUUUUUCCCCUUAACUCUCCUAUUUCCCUGCGAUAUUAUUUUUACUUGCAAAUCUGUGCCAUAUCCCGUGUAGUUUAUUUAUUUAUUUCGAUUUUAUAUUGACAUUUAACAGUAUUAGUAUAUGACGUCAUCAAGAGUAUUCAGAUUCAAUUUGGAAGGAAAAUUUGGAGAAUUAGAAAUAAUUCAAUCUUUUGUUUGUUUUUUAGAAUUUUUUUAAAGGGUUUAAUAUGUUUAUUAGAAGUUUAGAAUAUUUUUACAUGUGUACAUAUAGCAUAGUGAUAAGUAUUGGUGAUUAGGUGAAUUAAUUUUUCGCCAGAACCUGUCUACCAUAAAUUUGAAACAUAUUUCAAAAUUAAUGAUUAUCAAGCCUUAUCAAAAAAUGAAACCCCUAUUCUCUGUAGACAAGAGUGUCGCUAUACUUUCAUUUUUAGUUUAAAACAUUUUUGUUUCAAAGAAAUUGUUUCAUAUUAUUUUUUGUAAAUAUAACGUUAUAAAGAAAAAUGGACGGUGAUAAAAAGCUGUUCUUUUUUUUUCAAGUCAGUGUGUACGUACUAACACAUUUACGGCGAUGUUUAUUGGAUAAUGGGUUGACCAGAAUUAUCGAAUUUUUAGAUAAAACACGUUUACAAAGGUGAUGAAGCGAAGCCAUUCUGAAGACAAUAAAAAUUUGCAGACUGGUAACAAAGUUUAUUUGGAUUACAAUGCCACCACGCCUAUGGAAGAAAA